GGAGGUUAUUUGGGCGUGCUUGUCACACAGGGCAGCGUUCAACGACCAACAGUCUAAAUUUGACUGGCCGAAACGCCAUCCCCGUCAUGGAAUGGAAACGGCUGUCGUCUGGAAUUUGGGGAAGUUCUCCGUUGUUCAUGCCUUGGAGCGCCCCCUCGGCUUCGUGGAUUUCAGGCAGCGUUUCACAGCCUCGCCAUUAUUCUUUCGCAUCGGCCAUCCGAGACAGAAACCGCGCCAAGUCGAGGGCACACUUUUCGAGUCCACCCAAGCCUGCAUGAUUCGAUCUCGAGCUUCGCCCGCCAAUUUCCCAAAUUUCCCGAUUCGGCUGGGCUGAUUAGAUAAUUUUCGACAUGGACCGUGCAUUGCCAUUUCAAGAUCACGUGUUCCCCACAGUCUUUGGCCCUGUCACUGCUGGAUCGGCUUCUGGUCUCCCUGCAUUUUUACUGAGCGCUGAAUACUAGUUUUACUGUUAUUUACCACACUCGCUUGCAUUUUUAUUGAAGCUGGAAGCUUUGUUUUACUAACCUGUUGCAGGGCUUUCUGCCAGGUUACCACCUUUCAUAUCCACUAGCAUGGUCUGGUGAUGUCUGCGCGAUAUUCCCAAUCAUCUGGGUUCAACCCUCGAGACCGUUCUCCCCAACGAUUUGGUGAUCGUCGCCCUCCCGCUGGCCCCCGUGGAUCUGAAGAUGCAGGGUUACCGAUAGGACGAGAGCCGCCCAGGGCACCCAAGGCCUUGAUUGACACCCCUCGAGGCGGCUCAUUCGGUGGUCGAGGCCGCGGAUAUCCUGGCCGUGGAGACUUCCGUGACAGGGACCGUGACCCCCGCGACCGCGACAGAGAACGCGACCGCGAUUUUCGAGAUGCCCGCGAUGGACCACCGCCAUUUCGCCGCGACGUCGAUCGAGAUUGGGGCCGCCGCAACCAUGACUUCGACGCAAGAGAGUCCCGAGUUGGAUUCGGUCGCGGUCGCUCACGUUCGCCUCCUCCCCCUCGCGACUUUCGCGAUACACGAGAGCCACUAGGUAGAGACCCAGAUGCCGUUCGGAUGCGACGCGGUUCGAGAGAUAGCUUGCUGUCGGUGUCUUCUGCUGCCCCGGAUGGUCCUCCCUUAGGAGCUGGUCACCACUCUCGUCCUGGUCCGAUCCGGGGCCGGGGACGUGGCGAUUGGGAUGGAGGGCGCGGGCGCGGUCGGAUGCCGUAUUUGGAUGAUCGCGAUUCUUUUCGUCGUCGAAGUCGGUCACGCGACGCCAGAUGGGAAAGAGAGCGCGAUCGAGAUCGCGACCGUGACAGAGAACGUCCUAUUGAUCGUGAUCGCGACCGAGAGCGACUGGGUGUAGAUCGAGACAGGGACCGGGACAUUGAGAGACGUGAUAGAGACCGCGAUCUGGACCGCCGUGAUCGAUUCGACCGUCGUGAUGAGCUGGACCGCCGUCUGGACCGUGACGACCGUGACAGACCAGGAGAUAUGUGGAAGAGAGAUCGGCCACCAAGUCGAAGCGAGGUCAGGAAUCCCAGCAUCUCAUCUGUACUGCCUGUUCCUCCAUCCAUCCAUACCGGACCUCCAUCAGCGGACAGAAUUGCCGAUUUACCAACUAUCGAGCACCCUCGAAAAUCAUCUGGCGGGGAUUCCUGGCGUGACAUUGAAAGACUCGAAACGCUUCCCUCUCGCCCAGAUCCCUCAAAAGACCUCUUUGCGCCUGUUGCUAAACGCUCGCCGCCUCCUGUCGUACCUCAGGUUCCAGCAUUCGGUUCAGUAACCGCACCUAUUCCGGAUCUUUCAACCGAAAAAUCGUCUACGGAUGCACCUUCUGCCACCCCUUCACUAGCCAAGACUGAGAAAAACCGGCCAGAUCCCGGGCCUAGGCCGCAAAUGCAGCCGCCAACGGGACCCAAGGCAGAUCGGGGUCCGCCCCAUCAUGGCAUCGAGCAGCGUCCUCGACGCGAUGAAGCGAAGCGUGAUGAAAAUGUCGACACUCUUCCGAAACAGGAGAGCCCUGUGCGAACUUUCAAGACACCGCAAACUGUAUCGGUUGGCCUACACAAGCCGACGGAACUUUCUCCCCCAACCGCUCCAGCUGCUAUGGUUAAUAUUAAACGAACGGGCUUGGACGCUCCGGGUAUCACUGCCAAGGACAAUACAGUUACUCCCGACUCCUCGCCGGUGAAAUUAGGUUCGGCACCCGUUUUCUCAGAUGCAGGAUGGGGGCCACCAUCGGCAGGACGAUCUGCAUCACCGGCGUCACACACGUCGCCCCGCAUGCACUCCUCGAGUAUUCCUACUGGACCCCGUGCUCUUCAACAGCGGCCUCCCCCCUCCCGUGGAUCUUCUAAGGGAAACAAGCUCUGGGCACGGCCCAGCUUCAGUCGACCUCAUACCGGAACUAGCCCUCCUUUGCCACCAAAGAGAGAUUCAAUAGAUGGCCGACCCCGAAGCUUAUCCAUUAGUGAAGAUGUGAAACGAGAGGUGAAGAUGGUUUCUGACGAUCAGACGAAAAGCCCAGAUGCGAAUAGAAUUGAUACCAGUAAGAGUGUCAUUGCAGCAAAAGAGAAGGGAAACGCUUCCCGCCCCGAGCCUCUCGUGGAGCUCCCAAAUAACGUUUCUAGCCCUCCGAGACGGGCUGUGGAGGAGGAACCUGCCAAGCCCGCCGUCAAUAAGGAGGAUGUAAUGAUUCCGGAUUUUGAAAGGAGCGAUGAAGACGAGGAUGAGAAUGUCUUCUCGCAAGAGUUCUUAGAGAAGAGAAAGCAGGAUUUCGAAAAGGAUAUGAAGGCGCUCCGUGCAGAUAUGCCGCCUCCGCCGCUGGAAGACCCAAACAUAGUCUCGCUCCUCAUGCGUAUCCAGCUUCUGGGUAUGAUCGCAAACGAGACACAGCCUGAAAAAGUCCGCACGCCUACACCUCCAGUGGAAUCGAUUCUCUCCACAGAAGAGGCACCGGCUCCCUCUCAUGACGAGGAGGUUGACAACAAGACUGAGGAACAGGAACCACCGACCGAAGUGGUCUUGAAUUCACUUCCUGGAGCGAUAUCUGUUGAGGGUCUCCCAUUCUUUCAUUCAGGCCCUCCAACACCCAUGUCUGAUCUCGAUGUCUUUCAAGAUAACAUUGCGACUCAUGAACGUAUCAAAACGAUUCUCCGUGGGGAGUUGAUGGACCAGCGCAAGGCCAUUGCCAAGAAAAACGCAGAGUUGAGGCAGGAUUGGCUUGCUUACUACAAGCGAUGGAGGUUGAGUGUAUGGGAGCUAGACCGCGCAAAGGAAAAGACCACUGUCACGCCAGGUUUGACUCCGCCGCCGCCGCCACCCCCAGUGGUGACUCCUACCCCUGUCCUCGACACCCGUGAGGGUAGGCGCUACAAGGGUAACAGCGAAUUGGACUUCCAAAUGGCUCUUCGUGCCUCCGAGAUCUCUGCGCAGGAAGAGCUCGCUCGGCGUCGCGAGAAUAAAGCUACCGCGCAACCGGACCUCACUCGCGAGGCGGUGAUACCAGAUAUGCUCGAACCCCGAGAGGCCAAAGCUACUAUCUACAAAGACACCAACAACAUCGUCGAAACCUCUCAAGCCAUGGAGGUCUUCGGCUUCUUACCUCCGCCCAACGACUUUACCGCUGAAGAGCACGAGAAAUUCACUAAUGCCUUCAUGAGUUACCCAAAGAAAUGGGGCAAGAUUGCAGAGUCUCUACCUGGGCGGGAUUUCAAGCAAUGUAUUGUUCACUAUUACUUGACCAAGGAAGAAAUCAAGUACAAGGCCAAGUUGAACAAGCGCUGGAGUCGCCGCGGCCGUGCGAGGAGAUCUGCUAGGCCCAAGUCCAACGCCCUCAUGGCAGACUUGGGAGUAGUCAAGCCCGAUUACGAUGGCGAGGAGGAACCGACACCCGUUACUGAUACUGGUCGCCCACGCCGUGCGGCUGCACCAACCUUUGGAGACUCUUCUGCAGACACGGAGCAAAGUGCCAACGGCCGAAGGGGCAAUGCAGCAAAGGAUGGUGAGCAAGGAGAGAAACCUUCUGGCCGACGUGGUGCGCGUUCUGGCACUGGUACCCGAGGCGGCAGAAGGGGCAAAGCUAUCCAGCAACAACAGCAACAACUGCCCCCGCCACAGCCAUCUUCAUUGACCCCUCAGCCAGAGCAACCAACACCGGUAGCAGCGGUACCCGCUGUCACAACACCAAUCGCAAGUGUUCCUCCUGUUCCGGAACCUGCCCUGCAAAACAUUUCCUUGGAACCUGUGCUCGACCCUGGCAUCGCAAUCCUCAAGGAACAGGCUGAGAGAGAUCAGGUAGAUGGUCCUUCACGGUCAAAGCCUGGGCGCGGACGUCAGAGAGAGGGGAUAUACGCCUUCGAAUCUACGGAGGCAGAAAGUGCGACAGCAACGCCGAUUCCUGGUGCUGCCCGGCAGGAUAUGUACAAUUCUCCGCAGACUACUAGUUAUUGGUCUGUUCCCGAGCAGCGAGACUUUCCUCUGCUGCUGGCACACUUUGGCCGGGAUUUUGAGAGUAUUUCGAACUUUAUGAAGACAAAGUCUACCCAAAUGGUCAAAAACUAUUUCCAGCGACGACUUGAUUCUGGGAAGAGAGAUUAUGAGGAAAUCGCUGCAGAUGCGGAGCUCAAAAAGUCUCGUGGCGAGCCGACAGGCGCCUUGCCCAUCCCCAAUUUCACGUCUAAACGACGCUACGAAGCCACGCCUUCGACCGUCAGUAUGACUAGGCCUCUCGCACCACAUACUGAAGCUACGCCUGAACUUGACGACGGUCGACUUGUGUCUCACGUGAAACAUCCUGCGCUGUCUUCACAGCCAGGACCACUGCACGGACGGCCACUUCAUGAGCGGGAGCACAGCAUUUCCAGCCUGUCUCGAUAUCCGCCCCUUGCCCAAGCCAGCACUGCCCCAAUGGCCACUCAUUCGCCUGCUCUUGCCCUGGCCGACGAAACAUCGCGGACAAUCCACUCCCACACUGGGCUGCCGCCGCGAAUGCAAGGCCCACGCAUGGGGUACUUUGCAGAUGAUAAGCGCGACACGGUUUUCCCACAUGCAACACCUCGCUCUCACGAACACCCCUUGUCUUCACGUCCAGUUGCUGUCUCUGCUUCGGAAAUGGCCAGAAUGGAGCCUGUUCACGGCCAAGGUUUCCGAACUUCAGGGGUAGAUGUGCACGGAUCGCCUCUACUUCCGGGCCACAGUGCGACCGUACAGUCCCACCAACCCUACAUGCAGUCUCUGGCUCAACCCCACAAUCAGCCUCCGCCAUCGCUUAUGCCUUCAGGCUCCCACUCACGUCAACAUAGCCUGACCAAGGCUCCCAGUUCCCCAGGGCAGAACUUCGGGCGACACGAGCAUGAGAUGUCCCAUAUUCGUCGUGAAUCGGUCGGUCAAAGGCCGUUCUAUCCUUUGCAUUCUGCAGCUGGAUUAUCACAACCCGCUCCGGUCUUGUCCCCGACUAGAGACCCAAUGCGUUCCGGCUUGAUGCCUAUUGAACCUCUAGAGCCUCCUCGCCAAGUUCCUGCAAAACGGUCCAAUAUUAUGAGCAUCUUGAACGACGAGCCCGAGGAGCCUCAACCUCGCAAGCGAUUUGCAAGUGAUCAGGCUUCGUCCGUCCCCGCAGCGACUGCCAACAGCUCUCCUUCACGACCUGUAUACACGGGAAGCUCGUCGCUUCCCCAGCCAACACCGUCGCGACAAGAAGAGUCCAUUUUCUCGGCUUCUCAACCAAAGGGUCCAGGCUAUGCUCAGCAGAGCCCAUACUUACCACCCUCUCGCAAUUACCCCGAGUACGGUUCGUACGGGUCGGCCUCAGGAGCACCGGGCCCUGCGGGAAAUACUGAUUGGCUAGGACGAUUUGAUCCUCGAGGCCAGCAGCAAUCACAACAACCAGCAUCAGCUCCUCCACCACCUAGUCGUUCCGCUACAACACUGGCUCCUCAACCCACGUACUCGCCAUUUGCGUCUAGUCAGAACGCCUCGAGCCAGCCGUUACCACACCUCAAUGCCCAAUCGCCGGCACCCACGCCAUCGCCAGCCCCCCCAUCACAACGUCCGGCGUACCCUACAUCUGUUUAUGCGCCAUCACCCGCCGCACAUGCGCAAUCUGCAGGAGCCGGGUCGCGUGAGCUUCCUUCGCAGACUCCAAUGUAUCGUUCGGCGAUAAACUCACCAACGACGCGUAACAGCCAUAUGGCGUAUCCCUCGCGCCCGGGGCUUUCCUCGGCGUCAUCGUAUGGCUCAACCUCGGGACAUGUGUCGGGGACACCUCAGCAACAUCCGGGCGGUGCACAGGGGUACUCACACGUACAGCCGAUGGUCAAUGCAGUACAACAACCUCAACCUCACCGACCGGCUCUGGGGCUGUCUGGGGCGCAAUAUGGCCGCAGCACUCCCCCGCUACCCGGGCCAGGCGUCCAACAAAUCGGCCGUCCCUAUACUCCCCCGGCCAUUCUACAACAGAACCCCACAGGUGGGAUGGCCUAUGCGCCGAGUGGGCCCGUAAAUCCCCACACUCUUCAAACGCGACCAUCCGGUCCUCUAUCUGACGCGGUUCCUGGCCCCAGUCAUCAUCGCGUUUAUAGUCUACCAUCGCAACAUCCGCCUCGAUAAGUAGCGAGAGUGUUCGGGUGAAUCAUGUAUUUUAGGACAUUCUCUUGACUUGUUUCAUCUAAUCUGUUCGACGUUCUUUUCAUGUUCAUGCUGGUCAGGAUCUUAUUCAUACUUACGAGUUGAUGUAUAGUAGAUGAUUCCAUAAUAGACGAGCGAUCAAAUGGCUACCUCUCGGAUGGCGAGGAUUCAUGAGCGACAAUGUUACAUACAUAGUUCUAGACUAUCGACCUACGGUCGCCAACGCCACGUUUCACCAAUUCGACCAUACUUCGUCGUCGUCAAUCCUAAAAUCCAUAAUAACAAGACGAACUCCAAACGACAAGCGCGCCUAGGGCAUCGCACUUCUUGUCCCGAACGCCAAUCUUCUCUCUUAG
Aspergillus calidoustus is the source of this 6957-nucleotide messenger RNA. The record is from the annotation of a GenBank genome assembly. NCBI's taxonomy places the organism in Eukaryota, Fungi, Ascomycota, Eurotiomycetes, Eurotiales, Aspergillaceae.